Messenger RNA from Epinephelus fuscoguttatus (brown-marbled grouper), 4038 nucleotides. Its product is annotated as potassium voltage-gated channel subfamily KQT member 2-like. Gene Ontology annotation, biological process: potassium ion transport; transmembrane transport. The record is from RefSeq and is a predicted model, not a curated record. Gene Ontology annotation, molecular function: voltage-gated potassium channel activity. The transcript has 17 exons. Bases 271 to 3075 code for a protein of 934 amino acids. Gene Ontology annotation, cellular component: membrane. NCBI's taxonomy places the organism in Eukaryota, Metazoa, Chordata, Actinopteri, Perciformes, Serranidae.
GCAGAUUGUAUCUGAAUUGCUGAUGGCCAACGCGAUUAGACUGUGGAGUGAAAAUCGUGUGCAUUUCCCUCCUUGCUGUGUGUUUCAAAUGGCCGGAAGGGGCUAAGGUAAAAGCAUACACUGUGCAGUUUCGCACGGUUAUUGCAAUUGGUUUUCUAGGGGGACCGACACCGACUGCAUUCACCACCAGCACACACCCCUCAGCACCGGUGAUGCAUCCCCGCGGCAAGGGCACGGACAACUCCUCUGUAGAGUCGUCUCGACUUUAGAAUGGUGAAGAAAUCUCUCAACGGCGGGGUUUACCCAGCUCAAGCCGGAGAGAAGAAGCACAAAGUCGGCUUUGUCGGAUUGGACCCGGGGGCUCCUGAAUCCAGCAGGGAUGGUGCGCUGCUCAUUGCGGGUUCAGACAGCACCAAGCGGAGCAGCAUCCUCUGCAGACCGAGGUCCAGCAUCUCCGCCGGGAGACCCAGACCGUCGAAGAAAAAUGCCAGCUAUCGGAAACUACAGAAUUUCCUUUAUAAUGCGCUGGAGAGACCGCGGGGAUGGGCGUUCAUCUACCACGCUUAUGUCUUUCUCUUGGUCUUCUCCUGUCUCAUACUGUCAGUUUUUGCCACCAUCAGAGAGUUCAAAAACAGCUCAGAGAGUGCCUUGUACAUCCUGGUAGGUAUCAUUAAUGGACUUGCUGUAAACCUUUGCAUUCACAUCACAGGGUUAACUCCACCAUUUUGGUUUGUUCCACAGGAAAUUGUGACCAUCGUGGUGUUUGGAGUGGAGUACAUUGUAAGGAUAUGGGCUGCUGGCUGCUGUUGUCGAUACAGAGGAUGGAGAGGGAGGCUAAAAUUUGCCAGAAAGCCUUUCUGUGUCAUAGACAUCAUGGUGCUGAUUGCCUCGGUAUCUGUACUGGCAGCUGGAUCUCAGGGCAAUGUUUUUGCCACCUCGGCCAUCAGGAGUCUGAGAUUCCUGCAGAUCCUGCGCAUGCUGCGUAUGGACCGCCGUGGAGGCACCUGGAAGCUGCUUGGAUCUGUAGUUUAUGCCCACAGCAAGGAGCUCAUCACAGCGUGGUACAUAGGCUUCCUUUGUCUUAUCCUGGCUUCAUUCCUGGUCUACUCAGUGGAAAAGGAGUCGAAUGAGGAGUUUGAGACCUAUGCUGAUGCUCUUUGGUGGGGACUGAUCACUCUCACUACCAUUGGUUAUGGCGAUAAGGUUCCCAAGACCUGGAAUGGACGCUUGCUGGCAGCCACAUUUAGCAUGAUUGGAGUGGCCUUCUUUGCACUUCCUGCUGGCAUCCUGGGUUCUGGCUUUGCCCUCAAAGUGCAAGAGCAGCACAGGCAGAAACAUUUUGAGAAGAGACGCAACCCUGCAGCAGGCCUCAUUCAGGCUUCUUGGAGGUUUUAUGCGACCAACCUUUCCCGUACAGAUCUGCUGUGCACUUGGGAUUUUUACGAGCAGACUGUUGCUGUUCCAAUGUACAGACUUAUUCCACCUCUGAAUCAGCUGGACCUGCUGCGGAAUCUGAAGGGCAAGUCAUUCAGGAAGGAGUCUCAAACAGAAACUUCCCCCAGUAAUGAAAAUGCACACAAAGACAGACUUUGCGGGUGCUGUCCGAGAGCUAUUAGUCGAAAGGCCAGCCUGAAGGACAAGGUGUUCCCCAGUCCUUCCAAGGCCCCAGUGGCCAAGGGGAAAGCUCAAUCUCCAGGGGCAGAUGAUGGGGCCGAGGCAAGUCCCAGCAAAGUCGCCAAGAGCUGGAGCUUCACUGAGAAGAACCGAGGGCCAAAGACCGCCUUCAGGGUCCGGGGCAGCACUUCACGCCAAAACUCAGAGGUGCUGAUUGAAAUGCAGGAUGAAGACACUGGACUGAAGAGUUCUCCAGCAAUUGAAGGUUUAAUAAAGGCGAGCCUCCCAGGAGAGGAAAUUGGUGAUGAUAAGAGCUGCCACUGUGAGUUUCUCACUCAAGAAUUACCACCAGGCUUGAGGGUUACAAUAAGGGCAAUCUGCAUCAUGAAGUUUCUGGUGUCAAAGCGGAGGUUCAAAGAGAGCUUGCGGCCUUAUGAUGUCAUGGAUGUGAUUGAGCAGUACUCUGCAGGUCACCUGGACAUGCUGUCUCGCAUUAAGAACCUGCAGUCCAGAGUUGACCAGAUAGUUGGUAAAGGUCCUAAAGCUGAAGGGGAGGUUGCAGAUGACCCGAGCAUGAUGGGACGUCUGGUCAAAGUGGAGAAGCAGGUGGUCUGUAUGGACAGGAAACUUGAUUUCCUGGUCAAUGUGUAUGUGCAGCGUAUGGGCAUCCCUCGUUCGGAAACAGAGGCCUUUUUCAACUCCAAAGAGCCGUAUCCCGCCCCGCCUUACCACAGCCCGGAGGAGAGCAAGCAGGAGAAGGAGGGUAAAGAAGAGGUGAAGGAGGAAAAGGAGAUUCAGACAUGCUCAGCUGCAGAUGUCCCGUGCUCUGAUGGGUCUUUAGAAAAAAAAGAUCCUUUACUGGGUCGCUCUGUGGCGAGAUCAGUGGGUACUCCUUCUGGAAGUCACAGUCGUCCCUCUACCUCCUGGCAGCACCAGCUGCAGCACCCACUCAGCCAGCCUGCCUGGAACAGCAGUGUGGCCAACACACCUUCACCGGUCGGUGGCAACGGCGAUCAUUCGCCCACCCUGUUCCGCCUUCCGCCUCCACCUGCUCCAGUUCACGACCGAUCCUCCUCUGGCCAGGGUGGCAGUGGCAGAGAUAGCUCUCAUAGCAGGAGGCGCCACAGGAGGCAGAGGUGUCAGCAGGAUGCCACUGCCGUAGAGAGCGACACGUCUCUAUCCAUCCCGUCUGUUGACCACGAGGAGCUGGAGCGCUCCUUUAGCGGCUUCAGCAUCUCCCAGGCCAAGGAGGACUUCUUUGGGCCUUCUUUCUUUACAGGCUCAGGAGGGGUUGCUGGAGCAGGGACUGAGGCCGCAGCUGGACAUUCCCUCUGUGCUAGGGUCAGACCCUUCAUAGCAGAGGGAGAAUCAGACACAGACUCUGACCUCUACGCUCCCUCUCCUCUGUCCUUCUCUGGAGAGGUUGCAUCGGGAGACAGGGCAUGGCCAGGACUGAAGUAGGCCUGGAGGGACUGCUCCGCCUGUCAGAGAGGCUCGUGGUGAAAGAGAUCGGUGCUUCAAUUGGCAUCAGGAGACCUAUCAUGAGACCUUGUAGCCAACUGACUGACUGUUGCUGCUGAUGAUGUUAUUACAGACUAUUUUAGGUUAAGUGAAUGGUUAUGAUUAGCAGUUUAUUAGUGAAGAUGGAAAAUGUCCUAAUGAAAACAAAGGGGUGUUACUUUUUGUUUGUGAUGUAACACUUUACAAGCAGUGCUUAAUACCAGUUGCAUUGCAUCCACUAAGAUCUUGUUUAAACAGAAAUAUAGAUGUUUAGGGGCAUUUCUUUGAAGAGACAGUAUACGCCAAAAUAAUAAAUAAAUAAAUAAAUAAAAAUACAUAUUUUUUCUCUUACCCAUAGUGCUAUUUAUCAGUCUUGAGUGUUGGAGAUUUCGGCCGUACUGAUGUCUGCCUUCUCUUGAAUAUAAUGGAACUAGAUGGUACUUGGCUUGUGGUGCUCUAAGCCCCAAUGAAAAAAAAAGAAAGUAAAAAAAAGAAAAAAAAUGAAAAAACCAAUGCCUUUUCCAGAGGUCAUGAUGUGGUUACUGAAAAUAAUCCACAGACCUUUCAUGUAGGAACUAUUUCCUGUUUGCAGAACUACACCUGCCUAACCAUAUCACCACCAAGAAGGAAGUGUGCAUCUACUCAUGGACGAGAGGCUCGUGGUCGUGGCAGUGUGAGAUGUAAACAUUAAUGGCAUCCUCCUCAGCUGAGCUGUAACGUUAGCUAGCUCAGUGAUGCUACGUGAGUUAGCAGUAGAUGCAUGCUUCCUUCUGCAUGGUGAUACAUUUGGUGGGUGUAGUUUGAAAGAAAAUAAUUCCUACAUGAAACUGCUCACAACAAGGUCUGUGGAUUAUCUUGAGUAACCGGGUCCUGAUUUCUGGAAAGAGACAUUGCUGUUGAGUUUUUCAAUUUUAUUUAUUUAUU